GAGCUCCGAUCAUGAACAGUUCUCAUCUGAUUUUUACCCUAUUGUGGGCUAUCAUCUGCCUAAUGGUUUCAUCUCAGGCCGAACCCAAAGAUUGGACACCAGGAGAGCUAAGGGUUUACCACCAAUUAAAGCAAAUGGAGUGCGGUGUCGUAUCUCCUCUCAUGAAAGUUAGAAAAUUCCCAGUUAGGAUCUUCGGUGGCUUGAAAUCCUCUUUAUUUUCUCAACCUUGGAUGGCAUUACUUUAUAUUCCGAUUGAUUUGGAGAUGUGUCGAUGUGGAGGCGCCCUUAUCUCAGAACGUUUUGUUUUAACUGCUGCACACUGCUUCAAAAUGUGUCCCCUAUCUGGAGAAUUAAGAGUGCGCCUAGGAGAGCUGGACAUAAAUACCUCACCAGACUGCGCCACCUACCAUAAUCAAAGGGUUUGUGCCCCACCCGCUGAGGAAUUUGGUAUAGAAAGUUGGUCUAUUCACGAGGAAUUCGAUCCAGUCUACCCUUGGUUUGAUAUUGCCCUGUUGAGACUGAACCGAAAAGUGGUCUUCAAGGAUCACAUCAAACCCAUAUGCCUUCCCCUAACCGACGAACUGCUGGCGUUUACUUCGGUUAUUGGACAAUCCUAUAUGGCGAUUGGUUGGGGAAGAACUGAAAACAGGCGCGUUGCCAACAGUACGAUGGAGGUCUUUGUAAAUACAGAGACUUGCACUGGUGGCAGGGACAGCUCGUUUCUGUGUGCCAGCGGUGAUCAUGUGGACACCUGUGUGGGUGACUCGGGUGGGCCGCUCACCUGGAAAAGUUCUUAUUUCGGCACUGAUCGCAGGGUACAGUUUGGAGUGGUGAGCACAGGAAGCAGAUACUGUGGGACUGGUCGUAAGGCUUACUACAUGGAUGUACCCACUUACGUUCCGUGGAUUAUUGGCAAGCUCUCAGGAUUCCCAGACAUAUAAGGAAGUUCUAGAUAAAUUUUCACCUUCUCUAUUUAUACUUUAUAUAGUCUGAGAAGCUUUCUACUACAUAUUACAUACUUAUUAAUGAACACUUCUACUCCACGAGGAAGGGGUAUGGUAAUAAAUUACCUCUAUUGCAUGCUAGGCAA
Drosophila eugracilis is the source of this 1090-nucleotide messenger RNA. RefSeq names its product serine protease grass-like. Gene Ontology annotation, molecular function: serine-type endopeptidase activity. Bases 12 to 941 code for a protein of 309 amino acids. The record is from RefSeq and is a predicted model, not a curated record. Gene Ontology annotation, biological process: proteolysis. NCBI's taxonomy places the organism in Eukaryota, Metazoa, Arthropoda, Insecta, Diptera, Drosophilidae. The transcript has 4 exons.